AUGAAUCGAAAAGAGGCAGUUAAAUCAUCUUCGGGGUCAAGGGGGUGCAAAAUCCCGACUAAAGAACUGACUGAAGGAACGCCUGAAUCGAAGCUCAAAGGUCGUGGUCGCGGACGUACUAAAUCUACGGAAGAAUCGGUUGUAACUGCCACACAACGAGUCAAUUUCUUUUCCUUUCUUCCUUCGUUUCUCGCACAAUCUAUAGCCUCAUAUGUUAAUGUGAGGGCCGAUGGUAAUUGUGGGUACCGAUGCAUUGCCGAAAUUAUUUAUGGAAGUCAAGAAAUAUGGACACAACUAAGAACAGACUUGGUUGCAGAGUUUAUGGAGCGUCAUCAUUUAUAUGCUGAUAUGUUUAGUGGAGAUGAAGAGGGUUGUAAUGCAGUCACUGAUCAUAUUCUGACAAGCAGUCAUGAAAGCGGGCAUGCGCCACGGACCAAAUGGACAUCAACAUAUAUGGGACUGGCAAUUGCUACGAGAUACAACGCAAUGGUGCUAAUAUUCAUUGAGUUCGGUAGUUUUACUUAUCUACCUCUAGUUGGGAAUCCCGCGUUAUCAAAUAUUAUUCCUAUGUCGUUACAUAAAUAUCAUUUCAUGAUUCUUCGAGUACCGAUUUACUGCCCUCUACCUCGUCUCCAUCCUCAGUUGAGGUAUUACGCAGCUCCCAAUUUACUCGCCUUACAAGAUUUUUACGCUGAUCGACUAGCUUUGUGGAUGACGUUAAGUACUAGGCAUAGGUAG
This is a messenger RNA of Erythranthe guttata (spotted monkey flower), 738 nucleotides long. RefSeq lists its product as uncharacterized. The record is from RefSeq and is a predicted model, not a curated record. Lineage: Eukaryota; Viridiplantae; Streptophyta; Magnoliopsida; Lamiales; Phrymaceae.